Molecule: messenger RNA, 211 nt
Organism: Funneliformis geosporum
Lineage: Eukaryota; Fungi; Glomeromycota; Glomeromycetes; Glomerales; Glomeraceae
Source: the annotation of a GenBank genome assembly
AGCUUCCUUUAAUAUUGCUAAUUCUGAUGAUAAUGUCUUUGUUUUUGACUUUGAUACUACCACUUUUGAUGGUGGCUUCAACAACGUUGACAAUAUUUCUAUUACUUUUGAUGAUGUUGCAUUUGAUGAUAUUGCUAUCACCUUCGAUGAUGUUGGAAUGGAAGGAGAAGAAGGAACUACUACUGUAACUGCUGAAACUUCUUUCAUUUGA